Messenger RNA from Micropterus dolomieu (smallmouth bass), 642 nucleotides. RefSeq names its product transcription factor HES-5-like. The record is from RefSeq and is a predicted model, not a curated record. The transcript has 2 exons. Gene Ontology annotation, cellular component: nucleus. Gene Ontology annotation, molecular function: RNA polymerase II cis-regulatory region sequence-specific DNA binding; protein dimerization activity; DNA-binding transcription factor activity, RNA polymerase II-specific. The coding region runs from base 1 to 546 and encodes 181 amino acids. Gene Ontology annotation, biological process: regulation of transcription by RNA polymerase II; regulation of neurogenesis; anterior/posterior pattern specification. NCBI's taxonomy places the organism in Eukaryota, Metazoa, Chordata, Actinopteri, Centrarchiformes, Centrarchidae.
AUGAAGUCAGCAGAGAUCAGAUUCUCUCAACAGAGACCUCUACAGCACAGAGAUCCAGCCAUGGCACCUACAAUCACUGCAGCAAUGACCGAUUCUCAGGAGCAUCUGACUCUGACCCACAAGCUCAGAAAGCCUCUGGUGGAGAAGUUACGCAGAGAGCGAAUCAACAGCAGCAUUGAGCAGCUCAAGUCUCUCCUGGGUCCAGAGUUCCUCAAACAGCAGCCAGACUCCAAGCUGGAGAAAGCAGACAUCCUGGAGAUGACAGUUUGUGUCCUGAGACGACUGCAGCAGCAGCAUCAAGCUGUGGACUCAGCAGCUGUCGAUCAGGGCUACUCCAGGUGUGUCCGAGAGGUGGACCACUUCCUGUCCAGGGAACAGGUGAAGACACAGUCCCAGAGAAGACUUGUGAACCACUUCAACAAGCUGCAGUCUUCCUCUGAUAAGAAGCAGAGAGAGGCAGACUUCUCUCUUCUGAGCUCCACAAUCCAGACCAGCAUUAUCAAAGAGAAGAGUCUGGCCAGGAGCGCCCCCUGGAGGCCGUGGUAGACACCUACAGACUUGUACAAAAGUGAAGCUCAAAGUGAAACGUCAACGUUGAUUGAGCAAUUGUACUUGUACUCUUGUCCUCAUUCCUGUAGUAGU